Messenger RNA from Artibeus jamaicensis (Jamaican fruit-eating bat), 1060 nucleotides. It is a transcript of the gene SPATA3, whose product is annotated as spermatogenesis associated 3. Bases 1 to 639 code for a protein of 212 amino acids. Lineage: Eukaryota; Metazoa; Chordata; Mammalia; Chiroptera; Phyllostomidae. The record is from RefSeq and is a predicted model, not a curated record. The transcript has 4 exons.
AUGGAGCCUAAGGGGCAGCCCUCCCAGGCUCCGGAGGGCGGCAAGGCCCAGCCCCAGCAGCAGGCUCCCGCCCAGACCGUGCAGGGCCACGGCCAGGUGCUGCUGCUGGGCGGGCUCUGGCAGCGGGACGAGCCGUGCCUGACCCUGCAGGACAUUCUGGAGCAGGGCCCAACAAACAGGCCGGCCGGUCCUUCGUCCAUCCGAGCCACAAGCGGUCACAGCAGCUCCAACAACGGCUCCAGACGGCGUCGCAAGCGCUCGGGCGACAGGUCUUCGAAUGGCUCCGACUGCCCGGCCGCCAAGUCCAAACGCUCCACCCAGAAGCUGCCGGAUCACAAGCUCAAGGAUGAGGACCCGCGGCCUCCAACGCGGCAGGUCCCGCGCCCCUUCUGUUCCUGCACCACUUGUCCCGGCAGCUCUGCUUGCUGGCGUCGUCUGGGCCUGUGCCACAGCCGCAUCUUCGAUGUCCUUCUGCCUCGGGCCUGGCCGACCAUGCCAGGGAGAGGAAUCCCAAGCCUCCUCACCUUCUACAGAAGACCUGCAAGAAAGCACUCCAGUCAUCGUAAUUCACGUGCUCCAAGCUCUCGGGACUGCGGCUGUGGCUCUGGGGGCCCUGGGAGCCGCCUACCACAUCAUUGAGUCCUUGUGAACAACCCCCUGGCUCACAGUCCAGCAGAUCCAGUUUCCAUCAGGGAUCUCUCUUGUCACCAAAAUAGAACAGUAACACCAAAAGAAUUCUGUUUCUAGAGUGUGUUUUACCCGGAGACAGGAAAGUUGGGCUUGGCAAAGAACUUGGUAAGGGACGUAAGAGGGCGGGGGUGGCUUGGUGACUUCCUGAGCCCCAAAUAAACUGGGGUGGGAUCCUGCCAUUCCUGUUGGAGGCCACAGACCCAAGUGAAGGCAACUUUCUCUACACACACUCACAGAACGACCUGUGUCCAAUUUCCCCGUUCUAAAAGCAGAAAUGAUACAACUUUACAACUUCAGUCAACACCACACAACCAGUCAGCUCUGCUUCCCAGCGGGAGUUAAUCCCAGUGGGUGGGGACAGGAGGAAGGU